UCAAUGGCCAUCUAGAUAUGGCGAAGGAUGAUAAGUGGUGUAUCGUUUCCUGUACGAUUUCUCAAAUAAAUGUAAUAUUAUUAAUCUGAAAAAUCUGUACUCCGAUUAAUUAAUGUGGGGGAAGUGAUUCAUGCCAUUGUAGUUAUUUGGCCGCGUCCGCGUCGAAGAAUGCAGAUUUGUUUUAAGCAAUACAUUAUCGGCGUUUUGUGCCGGCAUAAAUUUCGACAGGGAAAUAUAUCGUACAACAACAGGAUACCAAUUACGAGAAACAAAUCCGAUCGUUGCCAAAGCUUUGUCAACAUUUGUCAGAGCUACGCAAGAAUCGAGCCUGAUGUCCAUAUGGUCGACAAGCACUGGACGCAAUUCAGUGUUUGGCGCGGAGGACGGAACGGUACUCCCCUCCUCGCAUUUGCCGAUCCACGUACACGUGGCGCGUACACAUCUGCGCAACGCUGACGGCCACUGUUUCCAUAAGCGGUUUCACGACUGUCAGUCGAAGAUGUCGCAGUCGGGAGAUGGCCUUCACACUCCGGGUUAUCUCUCUUGGAGAAAACUGCAACUCAGCCGAGCGAAACUUAAAGCAUCGAGUAAAACGUCCGCUCUACUUUCCGGUUUUGCCAUGGUAGCUAUGGUAGAAGUACAGUUGAACUCUGAUACAAAAGUACCUUCAGAAAUGCUAAUCGCCUUCGCCAUAUGUACUACAUUGCUGGUUGCUGUUCACAUGCUAGCCUUAAUGAUAUCGACAUGUAUUUUGCCGAACAUUGAAGCUGUGUGCAAUCUGCAUAGUAUAAGCUUAGUACACGAAUCUCCACACGAGCGUCUACACUGGUACAUCGAAGUGGCAUGGGCAUUUUCCACUCUGCUAGGACUUUUAUUAUUUUUAUUGGAAAUCGCAAUACUUUGUUGGGUGAAGUUCUAUGACUUUUCGAAAGUGGCUGCUUGGUCCGCCUGUAUCGUCUUGAUACCGGUACUAAUAAUCUUUCUCGCAUUUGCGAUACAUUUCUAUUGGAGUUUGGUGGCCCACAAAUACGAAAUCACAGUGUCCGGUAUAAGAGAACUAGAGUUACUUAAGGAACAAAUAGAGUCCACCGAUGUUGAAGGUAGAAAUGGUGUGAAUUUACUACACAUUUCUGAUGUGACGCACGUGGUCUGAAUAAAUCAUAAUCCAUGAUUUGUGUUACUUUUAAAAUGUGAUAACUUCCUCAGUGAAGGACAGUGAAUCUCUGAUUGUCUGUUCAGGCUGUAAUUGUACAUAUUAAAACAAUUCAAAGGAGAAAUCAAAACGACUUAAUUAAAAAUUUAAAAAAAAACUAAUUUAAAAAACUGUAUCGAAAAUACCAAAAAAAGUAACUGUCCUGUAUGUAAAAUUUCUCAAAAUUGAUUCGCCUAUAAGAUCUUUCAAUAGGCAAAGUGAUACAUGAUAUCGAUUCACAUAUUUAUCCAUAUCGCAAUGAAUUUAUAACGUUGAUGAAAAAUAGUCUGUAUGUAUGAACGUGAAACAUUCCUUUUCCAUGUAGCGACUUAACUUAUAAAAAGCAAUGUGGUAAGCGGUAAUAUUUAUUGUGUAAUAUAUGCUUAGUUGUAACUUAAAAAAGCAACAGUCAGAAAUGAAGGUUUAUAUUUUCCUUUGACAAUGCGUGACUAGCUUCCAUUGAAUGUACUUAUUAUCAUGUUUAAAAACAUGCCUGUCAAGCGGUAUUAUUCUUAGUUCUUUUUAUUUCGUUCAUUUGUUUCGUUCUCACGUAAUAUGUCCUAUAUUCAAGUUCUUCUACGCGGAGACAACAUAAUUUCCUGUCUCAUUGUCUAUGUCUAUAUUUACACUUGGUCACAGUUACUGCCGUCACUAAAAAAGUGGCAAUUAAAUUAUUAUAUAUAACUUUUAUUGCGAACAAAAUAGUUUAUACGGGUAUACAUAUGUUGAUAGAAAGAGAUAUAUCCAAAGUUGAAGUACUUUUGCUAUAAUAAAUUAUACAAACAACAGCGAUUCAUUCUGUAUUACGUGUUAUUCUGAAAAAUAAGAAUAUAUGUUUAUAAAAUAGAAUUUAAACAAGAACAACACGUGUUUAUGGACACGCAUAUAUUCCCAAUUAUACGCUUUGGUGCUCUUUCACAAAUAGCUUCAGUGAAAACGAAUUCCGACUUUCGGUCAUCCUCCAUAAUUUCGGAAGUGUUUUGAGAAUCAUUAAUCCGCGUUAUCACUUCCAUCUAUGGACCAAGUAAGAAUUGUUACAAGCUGAAUAAAAAUUUUUCGAUGAUUUGCUCAUAAUUGUUAUGUACUUCCGGAAUAGGAUAUAACGUUGGAUGAGUUGCACGUUGUCGAAAAUCUGCAUCCGAUAUAGUUCCAUUUAUAAACCAAUCGUUUGUCCAGAAACCACGCUGCUCUUGACCCGUAACUAUGUGAUAAUAUGUGCCGUAACCUUCUUUCUUGCCCUUGACGAACUGACCCUCGUAUUUGUUGCCAUUAUCUGUAAAAGUUACAUUAAAUAUUCCAUUCACUUUUAAUUGCAUUGAUAAAUAACAAUAAAUUACUUCUUAUUUGUUAAUAAGAGAUAUUAAUAAGGCCACCCAUAAAGGUAAAAGAAAAAGAGAUGAUGGUAAAUACAAAAACCUUUGACGAAUAAUCCCGUGCCAUGGUAAAGAUCGUCCUUCCAAGCGCCUUCGUAAUAAUCUCCAUUACAAUGCCACAUACGACCAUAACCAUGCCGUUUAUUUCGACAAAAAUCGCCUUCAUAAUAAGAACCAUCUUUGAACCAGUUAUGUCCGAAUCCCUGUUUUUUCCCAGCCACCCAUUGCCCAAUAUAAUAUCGACGAAUAGUAUGGUCUUCUUUUGAAAUUUUGCUCAAAAUACCGCAACCGUGUUUUUUACCAUUCAACCAGCUACCAUCGUACAUCCAGCCAUUUCUGCAAAAUUGCAACCAUGUUAAAAAUAUCAAAAGAAAAUUAUAUCUCAAAUAAGACAUGCCUUUACUCGAAGAUACUUGCGGUAGUUACUUUAAUAUAGUAAUUUAAAAAAAGUACCUGUCCACUUCUUUACCUCUGCCUUUUUUCACAUCGUUCUCCCAUUCACCAAUGUAAUAACUUUUGAAAAGUUCUUUGGUUUGAGGGCUGAAAAUAGCGUGACGCAAGCCGUUUCUCUUCGAAUUUUCUAUUUUCUGUUCGCUGUACGAAGCUUUAAUGCAUUUCAAGGAAGGCAUCGCGACAGUUGUCACAAAUUUCAUUUGAAUUUGAGAAACGUAAUGUAUCAAUGUAAUUUGACAUGAUAUUGCAUUUUAGGAAAUAUCUCCUAGAUGAUAGUAUUUUAUAAUCAAACAAAUGAAUACGAAUGUAAUUGAAAUAUAAAGCAAAAUAGAUUAAUACUAAUUCAAUUCAUUAAUACUAAGUGUAAGAAUAAUAUAUUAAUAUUAUAUUUUACAAUGAAUGCAUCAUUGUAUAAUUGAAGCGAACGAGCAAAAAUAUUCAUAUAAAUAUUAUCACAG
Messenger RNA from Heterotrigona itama, 3476 nucleotides. The record is from the annotation of a GenBank genome assembly. Lineage: Eukaryota; Metazoa; Arthropoda; Insecta; Hymenoptera; Apidae.